Messenger RNA from Brassica oleracea var. oleracea, 461 nucleotides. Its product is annotated as low temperature-induced protein lt101.2. NCBI's taxonomy places the organism in Eukaryota, Viridiplantae, Streptophyta, Magnoliopsida, Brassicales, Brassicaceae. Gene Ontology annotation, cellular component: membrane. Bases 194 to 358 code for a protein of 54 amino acids. The record is from RefSeq and is a predicted model, not a curated record. The transcript is spliced from 2 exons.
AAAGUCGCAACACAUAUAUAGGCCACAUUGUUAAUGAGUGCAUCUCUAAAACAUCCACACGUGGUACGUGAUACACUGCAAGAACUACAGGUGUCAAAUACCCAGCUAUAGUUUUUCUUCAUAACCCACUCACCACUUUCACUUCUUCCCUAAUCAACUCUUCUCUUUCUCUUCUUCAAUAGUCCAAAACAAAAUGGGUUCAGAGACUUUCCUGGAAGUGAUUCUGGCGAUUCUUCUGCCUCCAGUCGGCGUUUUCCUCCGAUAUGGUUGUGGGGUAGAGUUUUGGAUAUGUUUGUUGUUGACUUUGUUGGGUUACAUCCCUGGGAUCAUCUAUGCUAUCUACGUUCUUGUGGGAUGAUCAUCAAAUUAAUUAUCUUCUUGUAAAGUUUCAUCUGAGUUAAGCCGUUGCUCUUUCUCAUCGCUCUCGCAAUAAAAACUUUUCUGGCUAAAUAAUAAAAUAA